This is a messenger RNA of Pelodiscus sinensis (Chinese soft-shelled turtle), 1837 nucleotides long. Lineage: Eukaryota; Metazoa; Chordata; Testudines; Trionychidae. The record is from RefSeq and is a predicted model, not a curated record.
UAGUAGGAUGGUUUGCUUCCAACUAAUCUAGUUGGCAUAUGGUCAUAUUUGAGAAGAAAUUCUGUCUUCAAAUAAAAUGGCAAUAAAAAAGAGGAAAAGAGAAUGAAUUGUUAAAUCACUGGAUUCUUUAAGGUUCUCAGCACAAAUUUCUAAUGUAAUUUUCCUCUAUCUCCUUGCCCUCAAACUUUUAAGCUAUUGGAUUAUUUUAAAAUUCUGUGAGAGGGGUAGGGAUUUCUCAACUACUGUCUUAACUGCUGCUAACCUGGAAGGUCCAUGUAUGCAAAUACAGAAUGCUGGCAAUCCUGAACAAGUGAUUUUCCUGAAAUUGAUAGUUUGACACAAGCUAGUUAAAUUUCAGGAAAAAUAAUGUUGAAUGCGUGUGGUUUUUCAGGGUCUGUGUGUCAUCAGAUAUGACCAUCUUAGAAUGUUCUCAGUAUAUAAUUCAUGAUACUAGGUCACAAGAUUCUGAAUAUCCUUGGCACCAUGCAGAUGCUUCACUGUCAUAGGGAGCUGAGCAAAUAGUCUGGCAGGAUGGAGAAGGAAGGGUGCUUUGCAUGUGGGAUGGAAAAUGGAUUUAGAGUUUAUAAUGCAGAUCCUCUUAAAGAAAAGGAGAAACAAGAAUUUCUAGAAGGAGGCAUUGGCCAUGUUGAAAUGUUAUUUCGGUGCAACUAUUUAGCAUUAGUUGGUGGAGGAAAAAAACCAAAAUAUCCACCUAACAAAGUGAUGAUCUGGGAUGAUCUGAAAAAGAAGACUGUGAUUGAAAUAGAAUUUUCAACAGAAGUUAAAGCAGUUAAAUUGCGAAGAGAUAGAAUUGUGGUAGUUUUGGAUUCCAUGAUCAAAGUUUUUACAUUCACACACAAUCCCCACCAGUUGCACGUUUUUGAAACCUGCUACAACCCUAAAGGUCUCUGUGUUCUCUGUCCAAAUAGUAAUAAUUCCCUUCUUGCAUUCCCUGGAACGCAUACCGGGCAUGUGCAGAUAGUGGAUCUGGCUAAUACAGAAAAGCCUCCUGUAGAUAUACCAGCUCAUGAAGGAAUCUUGAGCUGUAUAGCUUUAAACCUGCAGGGAACAAGAAUUGCAACAGCAUCAGAAAAAGGGACCCUCAUAAGAAUAUUUGAUACUUCAUCAGGACAUUUAAUUCAGGAGUUGCGAAGAGGUUCUCAAGCAGCUAAUAUCUACUGCAUUAACUUCAAUCAGGAUGCUUCUCUAAUUUGUGUAUCAAGUGACCAUGGCACAGUACAUAUUUUUGCUGCAGAAGACCCCAAAAGGAACAAGCAGUCUAGUUUGGCCUCAGCCAGCUUCCUCCCCAAAUACUUCAGUUCCAAAUGGAGCUUUUCCAAAUUUCAGGUUCCCUCGGGCUCUCCAUGCAUUUGUGCCUUUGGAACAGAGCCAAAUGCUGUCAUAGCAAUAUGUGCAGAUGGUAGCUACUACAAAUUCUUAUUCAACCAAAAAGGGGAAUGUUCAAGGGAUGUCUAUGCUCAGUUUCUAGAAAUGACUGAUGACAAGCUUUGACUAAACUGAGGAAGAAAAAGUUUGGGUCAAAGUACUACCUUGGUUCUGCUUCUUUAGGAGGAGUGGGUAGGUAUGUCCAAUACUGAUCAAGAUGUAUAACAGACCUCAUUGAGAAGCCUGGACCCUCCCUGAGCCAAACAGGCAGAAGUCCUCUACAUCACAGCUUAUGUUAAACUCAUAUGCUAUUUCUUCAAUGUUAGUGGGGGGUUGGGUGGGGGAGGGGAGGAAACCCCUGUGGGUUUGUCAACUCUUCAGUUUUCAAGAAAUGGCUUUCAAUAGCUUGUGCCUACAGGGUCUCCUUUAAACUGUGAAAAGUAGAGUGCAG